Messenger RNA from Antechinus flavipes (yellow-footed antechinus), 1767 nucleotides. Its product is annotated as cilia- and flagella-associated protein 47-like. NCBI's taxonomy places the organism in Eukaryota, Metazoa, Chordata, Mammalia, Dasyuromorphia, Dasyuridae. The transcript is spliced from 14 exons. The record is from RefSeq and is a predicted model, not a curated record. Bases 1 to 1767 code for a protein of 588 amino acids.
AUGGUCAUAAAUAACAAAGGAAGUGUUUCACAUGUAAAAGUUUGGUUUUUCCUAGAAAUUAAUAGCUUCCCAGCACCACCUGUAGAUAUUAUUGAAGUGACUUGUGCCACCUUGGACACAAUUGGAAUUGAAAUAUCUCUUACUAAUCCUAAAGAAAAAAAGCUCCAUUUAGAUGUGAUUUUAACAGAUGUUUCCCUCAGUGGACGAUCCACGCUUGUUCUGGAACCAAAUGAAAACAUAACCUAUAUUGUCAAAUAUUCCCCGAUGAUUGUAGGAUGUACAGAUCAAAGUGUUGUUUUCCAGCCCCAAAUAGGUAUAGAGUUCUGGUAUUUGCUGAAAUUAACUGCUCAAAGGCCAAGACCAACUACAAUGCCAGAAACACGCUGUGAUCUUGGAAAGAAAGUCCCUCAGAUUAUCCCUUUAGUUAAUUCUACAAGUGAAACUCUGGAAUUGACAAUUACAAACAGUAAUCCUAUCAAUUUUUUAUUGGAGUCAAACAAAAAACCAACCUUGAUUGUAGCUCCUCACUCUACUACUGAAGUGCCUGUUCAGUUUUAUCCCUCUGCCCUUGGAAGAGGUAAACAGCAAACUUCAAUCAUCUUCCAUUGUACACAGCUUGAAGAAUGGAUAUUUCAUCUGUCUGGAAUAGGUCUCAUUCCUCUACCCUUGGCACCAGUGACCAUAUGUACAUGUAUUGGUCGGCAUUUGUCUGUAAUUAUACCUUUCAGGAAUCCCACUACUGAACAUGUUCUUGUCACUAUCCUAUUGAGAGAUGAAUUCAGCAACCCUAAACUUGCUAUCUCUACUGUUGAUAGCACAGGGACUAAAAACGCUGGUUUUAGUUUUACUCUUAAGCAAACACAAGGAAUACCAUUACCUCCAAAAGGAAAGUUGGAUAUUCCUGUAUUAUUUGUUCCUCAUAUCAUGAAAUUAUAUGAAGCAAUGGUGAUUGUUGAGAUGAUGAGGGCAAAUGGUGAAUAUUGGCCACACGAUAGCCCAGAUGAAUUGGGCCCAGGUUUGAAAAGCACAAUAAGAACACAACAUGGAGACAUCUGCAGCAUACGUUGGAAGUAUCCCUUGCAAGGAAUCCCAGAAGCACCACCUCCUAAAACACACCAACCUAGCAUAAGUUGUCGAGCCAGCAAUCGAGUGGAAGAAAUUGUACAAGUGCUUCUAACUGGUGUAGUUUUUGAAACACCAGAAGAGAGAAAAUUGGAGGUGAUUCCCAAAAAAACACCUUUGGAGGAUGAUCAGAAGCAAAACGCAGCAAGUUAUAAUUUUCCUAAAGUACAUGAAUUUCAGUAUGAAAUUCAAUUUGAAUCUGAUCUUAUGAAAUCUAACUUGGAAUCUUGUGUGGCACUAUAUCUGAUCAGUAAAGAAAAAAAUGUAGGAAAUGGGGAUAUAUCACUAGUCUUCAACAUUAUCUUUGCACCAAAGAAACCAAUAAGAUCUGUAAUCACAUUGGUGAUACAAUGCAGCACAGAUGGGAUAUGGAAGUUUCCAAUAACUCUGAUUGCCACUGAGCCAGAAGUGGAUGAUGUUAUCAAUAUUGAAGGGAUUGGCUUGUUCAAAGAAACUUCUGUUGCCUUUAGGCUGACAAGUCAGACACGGUACCCAGAGUCAUUCACUGCAUAUUUCCUACCAGGAAGUGAUCAAGAGUUUUUUGUAAAACCUCAGAUGGGAGAACUUCUUCCACCUCAGACUUUUGGAUUCAUUUUAAGGUGUUAUUUCAAAUUAUUUGAAGAGGAAUUUGGGGAAAUUAGGUGA